Kwoniella shivajii is the source of this 1971-nucleotide messenger RNA. RefSeq lists its product as uncharacterized. The transcript is spliced from 4 exons. NCBI's taxonomy places the organism in Eukaryota, Fungi, Basidiomycota, Tremellomycetes, Tremellales, Cryptococcaceae. Bases 1 to 1971 code for a protein of 656 amino acids. The record is from RefSeq and is a predicted model, not a curated record.
AUGUCAUCAUCCAAUCCACCUUCCACACCAUCGUGUCCACAUUCACGAUCAAGUCAUUACAGCUCAUCACCCCUAAUACCUCGCCAAAAUAGUAAUAAUGGGAUAAGGAAAUCGAACCAUAACAUGAAUAGCACGGACAGCUAUUUCCCCGUCCAUGUUUCCGCUCCUGCUCCACCAGCUAAUAUCUCACGAUUAUCAUCAUAUCAACAACAGCAACAACAACAGCAACAACAACAGCAACAACAACAGCAACAACAACAACCACAAAACAACCCAACGUAUACUUCGGGAAAUACGAGUAGAGGUCUAAGACCACUGGGAAUGUCAUCUUCAUCAACGUUGAACAUCCCACCUUCAUCACCGUUCUCAGCUCCAUCGUCGUCAUCGAUGGAUAAACAAGUCAAAAGGAGAAGUAUGAUUAUACCUCCUUCCACACUAAUCCUUAUCAAUGACGAUGAUCCACCGCCAACGCCGAACAACAACAAGUUGAAAAGAUUAUCAUUAUGCUCUGGUGGACCACCUUCCUUAGAAUUAGAUCGUACUUCAAACCCAAAUCCGAACUCAAAUACAAAUUCAGGUUCAAUUCCGAUCUCACCAAAUCCAUCAAUGUCUCCCUCACAUCGACAUGAUCAACCUUCUACACCUGGAAAUACAAGAAGGCCAGAAAGAAGAAUGGGCUUGAGAGCAAGUAUAAGUUAUUCACCUGCUAUGCCUAUCCAGCAACAAACACCUAGAACAGGUGAGAGGAAAUCAUUCGGAAGAGGUGAUGGUGGUUGGGGAGUAGACGAUGAAGUCGAACAAGUCACACAAGAGAAUAACCAGGAGACGGUAGACAGCGAAAAUGAAGUGGACAUUGCAAACAACAAAGGGGAACAUAAAAGAAGUAACGGCGUUCAAACUCUAGCUGAAAAACAUGCCGAUCUACUAACUCAUAUCGCUCAAAGAGAGCGAAGAGUGGCUGAAAUCAAGCAAGAAUUACAAGCACAGGAGAAUGCUUUGGCUUCACUGAAAUCACGAUGGACGACAAUCGUCUCCAGAUCAGUCCUAUCACCACCUGAUCCUAUUCAUUCUCACGCCAGCACCCAGACCCACACCCGGUCUCAAUCUGCGUCACAGCCAUAUCCGCCAAGUCGUCGCCGACCAAUGAGUAUGAUCUCCAAUUCUACUUCUACUUCAUCCGGAUCAUCACUUUCCCUAGCUACGAUAGAUGAGCCUAUCAAUCCUGCCUCAGCGCUUGCAACCGCUUCCGUUUCAGCUUCGACAUUGAUAUCCUCAACUGGCGCUCUUAGUGAGACUGGCGCCGCUGUCUUGAGCGGUCUCAUCAGUCAAACAGAAGGUUACCUAGGUCCAGAAGUGGUUCAGGGUGGGAAAAGGUUCUUGGGCACAUUAUGGAGGACAGUAGGUGCCGCUGCAGGAGGAACAGUCCCCAAUCAAGAAUCAAUGAUAUCAGAAGGUAACGAAAGUGAUCUUUCGGAAGAAAGAAGACAUGAUGACUGGAAUCAAUUUGGUCCGAAAUUGGAUCUAACCAAUUUACAAAAACUCAUCACUCCCUGGGACUCAAAUACUACCCCUUCUGCUUCCAGCAACAACGCCUCUGCAAUGCGAUCAAAACGAGAUCGAUUUAAUCAAAGAAAUAAUACCGCAACUCCAACUUCCUUCACUCGUCGAAGAGCUCAAUCACCACCAGCAACAGUUGGGUUAGGUUUUGAUUUGGAUAUCAAACCUAUUUCUUCCAUAUCUCGUGGAACGGGUCGAGAACGAGGAAUGGCCUCGUCUCCCAAGAACGUCCCAACUUCACUGAUGGAUGACCAAGAGCCUUUAUAUGACAGAUCAACGGAUCAAGAUGAUCUAGGAAAGGCUUUAACUCCAAUGAAACAAUCAAUCAUUACGACAAUCUCAAAUAAUCAAAAUAAACCAGUAUUUGAAAAUGAACAUUUAACGGAAAUGGAAGAUGAUAAGUGGGGUUGGUGA